UUGGACAGCUCCCAGAUGGUGGUGCUGAAAUUAGAGCUUUUGUGUUGUGUUGUGGAUUGCUAUGUAUACAGUGUAAUAUAUCAUUUGUAAGGAUUUUUAAAUGACUCGUGCUCAUUCGCAUCUCAGUAACGCAGUUUUGUACCAGACGUGGGAUUUUAUUCUUUGCUGAAAAUGUUUCUUUUAUGAAAUCAGAUUUGAAAUGCAUUGUGGGUUCUCAAAAAACACCAGUAUUGGCUAUUUAGUAUUGGUCAGAUCACAUGUAAUUUACUUAUCCGGGCAUGUACCACAGCUAAUAUUUAAACCCCUGCAAAUCCCAACCUUUGGGACUGUGUCGCUAUGCUGUUACUUCCAGCAAUGAAUCCCAUGCAUCAGGUAUUAAACCUGAACUGAUUUUCAAAGAGCUGGGAUACAUACUGCCUUGAACUUGAUGUUGACGUUGGGGGAGCCAUUUGAGCAUGCACAGCCUUUUCACAGACUCGAAAAUAUGGAUGACAUGGUCAUGGAACUUGCAGCGUUGAGACGGUUGGAUUCAUGUAAGGUGUUUGACCAGCGUUAAAAAAAAAAAAAAAAAAAAAAAACUCUAUAGUAAUCAUCUUCAAAUCCCGUUCGUCAAUCCUGAUUGUAUGACACACCUGUCAGGAAAAACAACGAUACAAUAAAACAGCACAGCCAUGGGAAAGGAGGAGUGCAAGACUUUGCUGGAUGCACUGAACAAAGUGACCGCCUGUUAUAGGCACCUGGUCGUCACAGUCGGAGGAACCUCCGAUUCACAACAUUUAAGAGAAGAACUGAAGAAAACAAGAAAAAAGGCUCAGGAACUCGCAGUAGCCAACAGAAACAAGCUGACUACCUUAUUGCGAGAUAAAACGACUAGCAAAGAAGACAGAGCCGAGUACGAGAGGCUAUGGGUCAUCUUUUCCACAUGCGUGGAAUUUCUAGAGGUCGAUAUGAAAAAAACUUUGGAAAUUGGCCAGGAGUUCCCGUUAAAUGUUCCCAAAAGGUACCUGAUCCAGUCUGGGAUGAGCGGCGGGACCUCUGCUGUGGCGGCCCGAGCUAUGAGUGCCCAAAAUAUGAAGUACGAGGCGGAUAGUAAUAUCGAUGUGGCCGAUUUAAAAGAGUUGGAAAACGAGAUUAACCAGGUCGGAGAACUGAUGAUGGAAAUGGAAAUGAAGGUAAACGUCGCAAACUGGACAGUGGAGGCUAAACAAGACCCCGGUGCAGAGUUGAAGUCGACCAUAAGUGUGGGUGCUUCCUCUGUCGGUAUGAUUUCUGUCAACGACGAAACCAAAUCGGCUUGUGACCCGACCAGAGUUUUGGCUGGGGUGAUAUUCUGUGCUUUUUUGUUUAUUGCAGUUAUUUUAGCUGUAUUAGUUAUAAAACUCUCUUGAUUUUUUUUAAUGAAGCACUCGUGAACCUCGGUCCUGUUUAAAAUGUGUCCAGUGCUUUCACCUCCGACUUGAUUCCAGUUGUUACUCAUAGAGCUCCACAAUCCAUUCUAUUUGAUAUAUUUUGGGGUGGAUGACUGAUGCUCUUAUUUGUGAGAUAUGACCAGAUAACUGUAGCCUAAGUGAAAUUGUAAGCAGAUGCAAUGCCAAUCUGUCUGAACAGUUGUGUUCCCUUUUUAGUAUAACAAAUGGUUAGCAAACGGAUACACGAUGGAUAAUCAAUAAAAUUGUGCAAUACAUAAGUGAAAUAUAUUGAAGACAAUUGAUAACACGGUUGAAACUGCUCAAGUGUUUUCUAAUUAUUUAUUAUUAUUUAUAUUAUUUGACAGACGCCUUUAUCCAAGGCGACUUACAGGAAACAUACAUAUUAGAAAUAAUAUUAUUGUUGCUAACUGUUCAUGAGACCUGAUUGAAGAAAAUAUCUGCUAUGCAUUUUUUUAUAUAUAUAACCUUACUGCGCAACAGGCUUGAGGGUUAAUUUUGAAUAAAAAAUACCGUAGGCUUAUCUACUAUAAUUAGAUGACGUUUCUCUCUGCCGAAUAUUCUUAUUCUCAUAAAUAUCCGAUUUAACCUUCAAGUUUAUGUUUGCAGUGUACGGUUUAUAAACUACAGUACUCCUUUCAAUAUUUAUAUAAAUCCCAUAGGUGUUUUCUAAUGUUAUCAGUAUUGGAUACACGGCGAUGCACUGUUUCAGUGUGCGUUUCUUCUUAGUAACAGGCAUGGAAAUGCCAUUUAAAACGUCCAUCUGUUUCGAUCAGUAUCAGGAGCAUAUGACCCACACUCGAGAAUGACAUAUUAAUGAAUAUAAAAUACGAACGAGUGGAUGACAUUUGGACCAGCAGUGUUGGUCCGGUUCAAGUCCAAUUGCAGGGAGUGCUGCAGAGACUCGGAGAGUGUACAAUUCCACAGGGACGUGAUAGAAAAAGGGUCCUGCUUUAAAGGAACCUAAUUAGUUAGGAUCAACAUCGUAUUUUGGCCGCUGUCCUUGAUGGCUUAAAAUAACAAAAACUAUGGUAACUGUGUACAAUUAUAUAAUACUGCACAAAUCCCCCCCCCCCCCCCCCCCCCAAAUUAUUUGUAUUCAUUCCAGUUAUUGGUUGUUGUUAUUUGCUACUUUUCAAAAGCCAACAUAAGGAUAGCAGAGCCACAAUCCUAGGAACAGUAUUACUUAUUAAACCUUCUGCUUGCUGCUUUUGUACAGCACCCAAAAGCGAAACUAUGAAAUUCGGUAGGAUAGGCCUACUGUUUGUGAUUAUUAAACCUAACGACGACAACAACACGCGUAAGCCACAGCUCUCUUUAGCUUCAGAAUUGCACUGACUGUGUCUGUCGUUAAGCAAUUACUGGCAGGACUUAAUAUGCCUCCUACAUUGUGAACGAAUGAAUAAAGUCAUGUAUUGAUAUGGAAAUAUUACAUUGAAUGUGGUCAUUAACGAAAAGA
This is a messenger RNA of Acipenser ruthenus (sterlet), 2886 nucleotides long. RefSeq names its product regulator of G-protein signaling 9-binding protein-like. Lineage: Eukaryota; Metazoa; Chordata; Actinopteri; Acipenseriformes; Acipenseridae. The coding region runs from base 672 to 1388 and encodes 238 amino acids. The record is from RefSeq and is a predicted model, not a curated record. Gene Ontology annotation, biological process: detection of light stimulus involved in visual perception; G protein-coupled receptor signaling pathway. Gene Ontology annotation, cellular component: neuron projection; photoreceptor outer segment. The transcript has a single exon.